Messenger RNA from Hyaloscypha bicolor E, 1249 nucleotides. RefSeq names its product TPR-like protein. Bases 120 to 998 code for a protein of 292 amino acids. The transcript has 4 exons. Gene Ontology annotation, biological process: SNARE complex disassembly; intracellular protein transport. Gene Ontology annotation, molecular function: syntaxin binding; soluble NSF attachment protein activity. Lineage: Eukaryota; Fungi; Ascomycota; Leotiomycetes; Helotiales; Hyaloscyphaceae. Gene Ontology annotation, cellular component: vacuolar membrane; SNARE complex. The record is from RefSeq and is a predicted model, not a curated record.
GCUAACUUGGACCUCUGGACACAUGUCAAACUCCAAACUCAACCACAACGCCAGCUCAUACAUUCUGAACAGAUUCCCCGUUGCCUCAAGUUUCUACAGCUCCUAAUAUCACAGAAAAUAUGGCGCAGGACCCUCGCGCUCUACUGCAAAAGGCAGACAAAGCAGCAUCCGGUGCUGGUGGCGGAUUCAGUCUAUUUGGGGGGCGACAAGAGAAGUGGGAGAACGCAGCAGACCUAUACACACAAGCUGCGAAUGCGUUCCGCAUGCAGAAGCAGAACAAAGAAGCCGGUCAAGCAUUUGAGCGUGCCGCUGAGAUACAGACAAACAAAUUGAGCGAACCAGACGAUGCUGCUAAUACCCUCACGGAAGCAUUCAAAGUCUACAGGAAGACGGAUCCAUUAGACGCUGCACGAUGUCUUGACGUUGCUAUCAACCACUACACAGCGAAGGGCAAUUUCAGGAGAGCAGCUACACACAAGCAGAACUUGGCAGAGUGUUACGAAGUUGAGAUCGGAGACCAGAAGAAGGCUAUCGAGAGUUAUGAGUUGGCUGCCAGUUGGUUUGAGAGCGACAAUGCUGAAGCGCUGGCAAACAAGCUUUACCUCAAGGUUGGAGACCUUGCUGCCCUCGACGGGGAUUAUUACAAAGCGAUCGAGAAUUUCGAGAAAGUCUCCGCUUCCUCGGUCUCAAACAACCUCAUGAAGUGGUCAGUCAAAGACUAUUUCCUGAAAGCUGGCCUCUGCCAUCUGGCAGUUGGAGAUAUGGUGGCCACGAAUAGAGCACUAGAGAAAUACAGAGAUAUGGACCCAACAUUUCCAAGCACAAGAGAGCAUCAGCUACUCGUUGAUCUUACAGAGCAAGUAGAGGCAGGUGACCAGGAAGCGUUUGCGGAGAAGCUGUUCUUGUACGACCAGAUGAGCAAGCUUGAUAAGUGGAAGACGACUAUCUUGUUGAGGAUCAAGAAUGCUAUCGAGGAAGGCGGCGAAGACUUCUCGUGAAGCCAGCAUCGCGGUGGAUCUGUUUUGGCGUACCGGUUUCCUGGGAUUGUGGGAUGAGAUAAAUUGUUGCGCGCAGCAUUUUGGAGAAAGAAAUACAGAGCGAUUUUGAGUUUUUCAGUCUUGGACGUGACGUUUCCACAUGCUAUCAUUUAGGCCUUGCAUAUAGUUAGUCUAGUCGACAAGGUCGAAAGCUCCCAGUACUCCAUAAAAACAUCUCUUGAUAUUCAUUACCCUCGACAAGUAGUUGUGGC